AUGCUCUUCCGACCAAGACCAUUGAGAAUUAGAAACUUCCGAGUGACCAUCCAACCAAACUUCCAGCUGAUAACCAGUUCACCAUUCUCCUCCACCUCCAGUAAACAUGAACCAUCGACCGCACAAGUCAAACAUCUUACCGUCAUCGGUGCUGGGCUGAUGGGAAGUGGGAUCGCUCAAGUGGCUGCCCAAGCGGGCAUAUCAGUAACAGUACAUGGGAUGAACCAAGAGAUCUGUAAGGAAUCCAAGUCGAUCAUCAAUCAAUCCUUAAAACGAAUCGCAAAGAAGAAAUUCUCUGAAGAUAAUCAAGCCACCCAAUUCAUCGAAUCCGUCAACAACAACUUGAAAUUCGCAACCGAGCUCAAGAGCGCAGUCGAUACUCAAAGGACUGACCUGAUCAUCGAAGCCAUCGUCGAAAAGAUUGAAAUCAAACAGGAAUUGUUUAAGACCUUGGAUGGUCUGAUCGAGAACCCUGAGACGAUCUUCACCAGUAACACCUCCUCACUCAAGAUUGGUGAUAUCAGCCAGGCAGUCUCAGCCCAAAGAAAGAAACAAUUUGCUGGUUUACAUUUCUUCAAUCCAGUUCCUCAAAUGAAAUUGGUCGAAGUGAUCAAAACCGAUCAGACUUCUGAAGAGACUGCUCAACGACUGAUCAACUUCUCUAAACAGUUGGGUAAAAGCCCAGUCAGCUGCACUGAUACACCAGGCUUCAUCGUCAAUAGGUUAUUGGUGCCCUACCUGUUGGAAGCGAUGAGAAUGCUCGAGCGAGGAGAAGCAACCAAGGAAGAUAUCGAUACGGCGAUGAAGUUAGGAGCGGGUCAUCCAAUGGGACCGAUAGAGCUCUCGGACUACGUCGGCCUGGAUACGAUGAAAUUCAUCUCCGAUGGCUGGAGAGAGAGUAAAGUCCAAUCGGGUGAGAUCGAUCAGGCCUUGGUCAAACCCCUCAAAACCCUUGAUCAACUCGUCAAAGAUGGAAAACUCGGUCGUAAAACUAAGGAAGGCUUCCUCAAAUACUGA
Puccinia graminis f. sp. tritici CRL 75-36-700-3 is the source of this 1017-nucleotide messenger RNA. Its product is annotated as 3-hydroxyacyl-CoA dehydrogenase. The record is from RefSeq and is a predicted model, not a curated record. Bases 1 to 1017 code for a protein of 338 amino acids. The transcript has 3 exons. NCBI's taxonomy places the organism in Eukaryota, Fungi, Basidiomycota, Pucciniomycetes, Pucciniales, Pucciniaceae. Gene Ontology annotation, molecular function: NAD+ binding; (3S)-3-hydroxyacyl-CoA dehydrogenase (NAD+) activity. Gene Ontology annotation, cellular component: mitochondrion. Gene Ontology annotation, biological process: fatty acid beta-oxidation.